GUCAAGGUUGGUUAUAGAUUCUAGUUUUCUACCACUUACUCAGUUACUUGAGUUACUGUGAAUCAUUUCUAGAAUUAGAUCUAUUAUCUAGAUCUACUAUUAAACAUUAUAAUUAAAAUCUAAUAGAGAUAGAUCUAUCAGAAUGUCGACUAAAGUAGCAGUUGUGACCGGGGCCAAUAAAGGACUGGGAUUUGGUAUUGUACGAGGACUUUGUAAAGCUUUUGAAGGAGAUGUCUUCCUGACAGCUCGUGAUGAAGGACGUGGCAGAGCUGCGGUGGCAGAGUUAGAGAAGGAAGAUCUUCAUCCUAAAUUUCAUCUGUUAGACAUCAGUGAUCAUGAUAGCAUUGUGAAACUGAAAGAUUUCCUGCAGUCGAACUAUGGAGGUCUGGAUCUGCUGGUUAACAAUGCAGCUAUUGCAUAUGAAUUUAAUAGUGUUCCCUCUCCACCCAUUGGUCAAGCUGCUGAGGAAGUUUGUAAAAUUAACUAUUUUGGAACACUAGAUGUCUGCCAAACACUUUUCCCAUUGCUAAGACCACAUGCUAGAGUUUGUAAUGUGUCCAGUAUUAAUUGUGAAUUCUCACUAGCUGAAUGUGGAGAAGAAUUGAAAGCUAGAAUUAGGAAUCCAGACUUGACAAUUGAUGAUGUCACAGCUCUGGUGAAUGAGUUUAUUGAAGCCGCCAAGAACAAUCAGCUGAAGGAAAAAGGUUUUGAUACCUCUCCUUAUGGCAUCUCAAAGAUAGGUGUCAGCCUUAUAACUCACAUUCAACAGAAACAAUUAGAUGAGUCUGGGGCCCAGGACAUUGUUGUCAAUUGUUGUGAUGUUGGCCUGGUCAGUACAGAUAUGACAGGAGGAGCUGGGAUGCCCAUUGAUCUUGGAACUAUGACACCUCUGUACUGCUGUUUGCUUCCUCCUGAUGUGGAGAGUCCUAGAGGAAAGUUCAUCAUGAAUAAAAGGACCUACGAUUGGUUGAACAAUUAGAAGCACCUUGUACUAGUCAAAACACAGGAAAUUCAAGACUCGUUUUCAAUAGUAGUGUGCAACAUUUAACAAACAACAUCAUUUAUUUUAUAGCAAUGGUGUCAUAUUGAUUAAUCGUGACAUUGUAUCACAUUUGAAGAGAUUACUGUCAUAUUCACUAGAGUUCCAUUUAAUGUUAAUAAUAUUGAGUUUGCUAUAAUAGUGUUACACUUAAUUUAAGGCCUUUUUCAUGUUAGACAUGUCUCUAUCAGGGCAUGUCACAGAUUAGAAGUUUCCAUUGAAACUCUUUUACUGUCUAGCUUUUUCUUGGGAUUUUGAAACCCAUCAUCUCAAUUUUUAACCUAGGUAUUAUGCUUAUGUAUUACAUCUAAAGCAUACUACAAAAUAGAACAAUGGAAAUUUGUGAUAAGUUUUAAUAAGGAGCAGAACAUUGCCUCUAUCACACAAUAUAUCCUCUUCCAGACUCAUUGUAUAUAAGUAUAUACAGUGUAUAAGUAUAUACAGUAUAUAGGUAUAUAAAGUGUAGAGGUAUAUACAGUGUAUAAGUAUAUAUAAGGAGCAUGUUUUGAACAGGAUUAUUUUGUAACAAAAUAAAAAUAGCUGUUAAUGUUAGAUUCCUAUCUGAGACAAAGUCCUAUUUUAUUUUUUAAAAUGUUCUUUACAAGAUCUUGGGCCAAUUAGAGUUGGUUUCUUUGAAUUGAAAGGUUUGCCAUGUAUUAGGCAUUGGACUUCCUGUCAGGGUUGGUCCAUCAGAAAUAAGCCACACUAUCACAGCAUGUUAGAUUUACUCUAUGUUUGAUGUUUGCUGUUUCUGCAGCAGUUAAGGUUUUACAGGGUAGAGUAGCUAGCCUUACCCCCAACCUGUCUCAUCCGUGGAUUUAUACCAUGGCAAGCCAAGAACAAUUAUUUUUUAAAAAUAGGUUCUCAACAGUGGGUGAUUCCUAACACUUAAGGAAAUAUUUAAUUUCUUCAUUUUAUGUUUUGUAAAAAAAAAAAAAAAAUAAUUUAAUAACCAUUGGUAAUGAUAGAUCCAGAAUGUUCUUUGAUAUUCUUUGAUACAACCUCAUAUCAACAUGUCAUACAUCAUACAUCAUGUAUUUAAAUACAUCAUGUAUAUCAUGUUUCAUAAGUGUGUGCAAUACACUAGCAGAUGAGCUGUGUUUUUUGUCAAUAUUUAUAUAUAUCAGUGAUGUCAAACAUCAGUUCAGUAUUGUUUCUCUCAGUGUGCUUACUUCUGCCAACUAAUAAUCACUUUGACUUACUUCCCUUUAUGCACUUUAAUUAUUGUUUCAGACAAUUUCUACUGUGUCAUCAUUCCCCUCAGUUUUUGGUUUGUGUAUUUUUUGUAGUCAUUCUUCAUGACUAUCACUGUACAUUUUGCUCAGUGCCUUAACAAGUGAUAGAAAAUUGGCCUUCUAAUUGUAUACAUCAUUUAUUUAUUUCUUUUGUUCCACAAUUGUUGUUUUUUUUUCUGUUCUAAAUUAUGGUUCAUAAUUUUUUACAUUUAAUAUGUUAUUAUAUAAUAUUUUAAAGGAAACUGCAUCACUAAAUGGUUCUUAAUCUUAUUAGUUUAAAAGCAAAACAAUUAUAUUGAUUACUGUUUUAAUUUAUAUAAGUGGCUUAUAAGUGCCAGAAACUAAAUAUUGAAUGUAUUUAGAACUGUGAUAUUUUCUGUUUAAUUUUGUACUUCACUUCCAGCUAGUUCUGCUUGUCCAUUGAUCUCACUUAAUGUUACUCAGUUCAGGGUUUCUCAAAAUUUUCAUUACACGCCCUCUCCCAUUUUUACCUUUGUCAGUUAAAGUCUGCGUAGCCCUGGUAGCAAGUGUUUUAUAGGCUUUCAAAGUUCAUUCUCGUAUCAUCUACAGUGCAAUAUUUUUUUGAAAUAAGAAAAGUUCUGGUCAAAUAAUCUCUUAAGUUGUGGGACAUUGUGUAAUGUCCUGAUCAUUAGAUCAAGAUAUCUUAUAGCAGGCCGUUUUGUCCAGAUGUUUUAUAGCUGACCUUUUUGUCAAAAUGUCAAUAGAAAGAUUAUGUUUUUCUUUACCAUUCAGAAAGACUCUAGGAAAAGUAUUGAUAAAGAUGUACUGAAGUUUAAGAUGGACUCCAGACUUGUAUUGGUGAAAGAGUUUAUGAUAUAAUUAUACAAUUAUAAUUAUGAAUAAUAAUAUCUGAUUAUAAUGAACAUUUUGAAUUAAUUUUGUUGCAAAUGGCUGCAACAUGAGAGGAGAAGGAGAGUGCGGUGCCCUAAUUUAACUCUUUCAGUGUGGUGUUACUCUCGGAGUAACUUGGUUUAUAAUAUUUAUUUCAUUAUCUUUUUGAUGUUAAACUUUUUUAUUUCUCUUUUUUUUUAUUUUCCAGAUGUGGGAGUGAUUGUUUUUUGUUUUGUUAGUAAAUUCAAUGCAGUACAUUUAUUUUUUUUAAAAAGACAAACUUUGUGAUAAUGGUUUCUUUAAUAAUGCAUUUUAUUUAUUAUAAUUUUGUUGCCCAUUCAUUUUCCUUUGGAAUAAACUCAAACAUGCUAGAUUAUUUAAUAAAAAUUUAAAAAGUUUUGUUAGUUUUAGUAAGUCUAACCACCUUUAAAUGUGUGUUCAUCCUGGAAAAUUCAUUUUUUUCUUUCAAAAUAAUUCACACUGAAAGAGUUAAUACCUUUAGUUUUACAACAUUGUCAUUUUUACUUUUUUACUCCAAUAUAAAUUUGUAGCUUUAGGACAAAUACACAGAUUUUUGUCUUGAAAAAAAACAACAACUGUCUUUCGGCUACUUUAGUCCACAUGUGUCACGUACACCUAGAGAAGGUUGGAGGGUGUCCUUCAGUUUGAAAAACGCUGGUCUAGUUGUUUACUUUCUUUUUGGUUUCUGCAUUCCAAGAAAUACAUGAUUUUUUUUUUUGUCUAUGUUUUGAUUUGGUGCUGCUCACUUUUUAUUUUGCUUUUUCAACAAAAGUUUUUUUUUUACCUUAAGAAACAAAUUUUAUCAAAAUUAUAAAAUAUUGUUAAAUUAACAUUUUUAUUUUUAAAAAUCUUCUCAAAUGCGUGUCAUUUAUUUUGUUUAGUUUAACUUGUAUCCCCAUGCAGUAGAGUCCUGAAAAGGUCAUUCAGUUAGCCUGACAGUCUUAAGCCACUUUCUGGCAGCCAACGGGUAGGCAAUUUUUAAAGUUCAUUUUCAUUCUAGACAACUUUAUGCCUUCAUGUUUUCUGACCAUGGUCUUAUCAGGUACACUCUCCACUGUUGUAAUAAGUUCAUGUUCAUAUGGUACAACACUCUAUACCUCCCUCAAGUGUAUUAUUUUCCUUUGUUGAAAAGUAUUUGGGCAGUUAUAUCUCCAUGUGUUGUCAAGCAAACUAGUACAUAAAGUAAAGUUCCCUUUUCAGACCUUUCGAUCUAUAGGGCAGAUGAUGUGAAGGUCAUCUGUUUCUGUGGCCUAUGGUUAACAAGGCUGUCAUUGUGGCCAGCAUAGUGACCAACCACCUUUACUUUUCCCCAACUAAUAUUAGGGUACUGGGUGGUCCCCUAAUGAUCCCCAAAAUUAAAAAUCCCAGGAUUUGAACCUGGUACCCCUCGGUUUAGAAGCCAAGAAGCCACCACGCGAACAAAACAUACAAGUCCAAUAUUGUGUUUUCUGUAUAUAUAUUUCAUUCCCCGUAACCCAGCAAGUUCACUAAUUCAUUUGAUCACAAGUUCAGGACUCUACUGUAUUUUAGUUCACCAUGUCAUUUAGAUUGCACUGGAAAUUCCACAGUUGUCUCCCUUAUGUCAAUACACAUUCAGUGUCAAGUCCACAUUUAACAGAUACGAUGUUUACACUCAAAUAUCUGGCCAUUAUGAAAAUGUAAUAGUUAAAUUAAGCAACAUAACAAACCCAAUGAUGCCAUAAUAUUUGAAGUGUGAAUACAAUGGUCCUUGGUUAAACAUAAACAUGAAAUUUAGACUAGGAUUUCAUAUUCCUCAUUUCUACAUCUGAACCCAAAUAAUACGGAGAGCUGGGCUAGGGUUAGACUAUAAUGUAAUUUUGUUAUAACUGUGGAAGUUACCCUGAUAGCAAAGAUUUUGUGCCCAGUAAGGGCCCCAACUGGGCCAGCCCAUACUAACUAUAUGGGCCCCAACUGGGGGAUGAACAUUGACCCAAACGGGUGCCAAUAGGGUUCAGUCAGGGGGCCCAGAAAAUCCCCUUGUGAAACCCGUAUGGGACCAGUAAGGGGAAGGACUUGUGGGCCCCCAACAGGGCCAAAGAUACUUGGCCCUUUGGGGGCAUUAAUGAAAGCCCAAAUUUUUUACCUUGCAAACAUCUUCAUGAUUUAUUUACUAGGUUUUUAUUACUGGCAUAUUUAUGUGAAACAAAACAAAUAUGGCCUUCCUCCUUAAAUAAUGGAUGGAUGCAGUGUCUUAAAGUCAACACAUUUUUUAAAGGGAUGUAUUGCCUAAGGGAGACAACUGUGGUUAGAUUCCUUGCCUUAGUAAUCUUGUAUAGCUGUGUGAACUCAAAUAUUACUAUGACUCAUAGAAAUAAAUAGUGCCACCAUUAG
Molecule: messenger RNA, 5499 nt
Organism: Biomphalaria glabrata
Lineage: Eukaryota; Metazoa; Mollusca; Gastropoda; Planorbidae
Product: carbonyl reductase [NADPH] 1-like
Exons: 8
Coding region: 143-979 (278 amino acids)
Molecular function (GO): carbonyl reductase (NADPH) activity
Source: RefSeq, a predicted model, not a curated record